AUGAUAAAUGUAGGAUUCCGCAAUAUAAAGACUCUUCCCCCUGCCGACGAAGAAGGAAAGUCAAACGAUGCCACGCCAUCUCCUCCUGUCAUGGAGCUUUCCGAUCCAGAUGUCGAAAACAAUCCCGCCCUCGUCUACUUUCUCUCCGCUCUCAAAGAUGACGCCAAAGUGGAAGAAGUACUUGAGCCUUAUGAAGGCACAAAGAUGAAGACGGUGGAGGCGGAGAUGCAGUUUGCGAAGAAGUGGGAAUGUCCAUAG
Molecule: messenger RNA, 258 nt
Organism: Cryptococcus wingfieldii CBS 7118
Lineage: Eukaryota; Fungi; Basidiomycota; Tremellomycetes; Tremellales; Cryptococcaceae
Exons: 1
Coding region: 1-258 (85 amino acids)
Source: RefSeq, a predicted model, not a curated record